Paramecium sonneborni is the source of this 734-nucleotide messenger RNA. NCBI's taxonomy places the organism in Eukaryota, Ciliophora, Oligohymenophorea, Peniculida, Parameciidae. The record is from the annotation of a GenBank genome assembly.
AUGGGAAAUUGUUUUAAAGAAUAUAAUUAUCGGUCUUCUCUAUCUGAUUGUUCAAGAAAAGAAAUAUUUGAACCAGACCUUAAUGAUUAAAAACCAUGUCAUAAAAGAAUAAAGUCACGAUUGUUAAGCUAAGUUGAGAAUAUUAUUAUAAAAGAAGACCCAGAAAUUGAGUAAGAUCAAUAUGCAUCUGAUGAGCUAAAUUCAUAAUUUUAGAUUGAACAUAGUUCAACUAUUAAUUUUACUAGGUUGCCACAAGGUAUUAAGAUGGAAAAACAUCACUAAAUAAAAUUAUUUAAUUUACACACUUAAAGAUAUUUACAUUCUCAUGCCAUCAAACAUGAACAUAAUAAAUCUAAUGAAGUAAGUACUUGCAAUAAUUGUAAUUAUGAAUAUGAUUGGUGGUAAAUUAUAUGGAUUAACAAUAAAACAUAUAUUUAUCAUCCAAUUACUCAAUGUUAUUUAAAAUGUUUGCAAAUUGUAAAUGACAUAGGAGAAGUUGGUUGCUUACAAAAUGAUAUGGAUGAAUGGGAAAUCCUUGGAGAUGAUGAAGAAAUUAAAUAAUAUUCAAUUAUUAGUAUUUUUAUUAUUCUUAUAUAUUAGAACUUAAACACCUAUGUACUGGACUUUAUUUGCAUACAUAACCUUACUAAAGUAAGAUUGAAAAUCAACAUAUUGUAUCUGUCUGUAAAUCAGAAGUAGCAAAUGCUUUAUGGAGAAUUACAGAUAUGCAAUGA